This is a messenger RNA of Saccoglossus kowalevskii, 5565 nucleotides long. Its product is annotated as Unc51-like kinase. NCBI's taxonomy places the organism in Eukaryota, Metazoa, Hemichordata, Enteropneusta, Harrimaniidae. Gene Ontology annotation, molecular function: ATP binding; protein serine/threonine kinase activity. The record is from RefSeq and is a predicted model, not a curated record. Gene Ontology annotation, cellular component: phagophore assembly site membrane; autophagosome; phagophore assembly site. Gene Ontology annotation, biological process: response to starvation; piecemeal microautophagy of the nucleus; autophagosome assembly.
CGAUCAUCAUACAAGCAGUAAUUUAUAUCGUGUGUCAUAAAAUGGCAUAACGCGGGUAACAACAAAGAAAGUUGGGUCAUUCUUGACCAUAACAUAGCUUUAAAAUGUCAACUUCGACACCACACGUCAAAAUCCUCGAAAUUUUCAACUUGUGGAGUAAUUUUUCGCAGAGCCUUUGUAAGAGAACUCGAUCCGGCUUUGUUUUACCACCAGCAGCUGUCUGCAUCCAUUUUUGACCAAGGAAAACAAAAGAGGGAAAAUGAGUGAAACUGUGGGAGAAUACGAGUACAAGAAGAAAGAUCUGAUCGGACACGGUGCCUUUGCCGUGGUGUUCAAGGGAAGAAAUAAAAAGACUUCUGAGGUAGUUGCAAUUAAAUGUAUUACGAAAAAGAAUUUGUCAAAAUCACAGACUCUCUUGGAGAAAGAGAUCAAAAUAUUGAAGGAAUUUCACCACGAAAACGUAGUUGCUCUUUACUUUUGCCAGGAAACUAGUAAUUCAGUUAUGUUGGUAAUGGAAUAUUGUAAUGGUGGUGACUUGGCAGAUUAUUUACAAGCGAAAGGAACACUUAGUGAGGACACCAUCAGAGUUUUUCUGCGUCAGAUUGCUGCUGCUAUGAAGGUAUUGCAUUCUAAGGGUAUUAUACACAGAGAUCUGAAACCUCAGAAUAUUCUACUAAGCCAUACUUGUAAGAGUAAUCCCAAACCAAGUGAUAUCAAACUCAAAAUAGCUGAUUUUGGUUUUGCAAGGUUUUUGCACGGUGAAAUGAUGGCUGCAACUUUGUGUGGUUCACCGAUGUACAUGGCACCAGAAGUGAUUAUGUCACGUAACUAUGAUGGUAAAGCUGAUCUAUGGAGUAUAGGAACUAUUGUGUUUCAAUGUCUUACUGGUAAAGCACCCUUCCAAGCAUCCAGCCCACAAGAAUUAAAGAAUUACUACCAAAAAUCAAAAUCUGUUGUUCCCAACAUCCCUACUGGUACAUCUAAUCAACUCAAAGACCUACUCGUACAGUUACUGAAACGAAACCAGAAAGAACGAAUGGAUUUCCAAGAUUUCUUUUCUCAUACUUUCCUCGCUAGUGGAUUACAAGGGAAAUCAUCAUCACCGGUACCUGUUCCAUUCAGGUCAUCUGGUGCAUGUGGUUCUCUUGGAUCCUCACCCUCGCCCUCACCAGGUGGUAGACCUUCAUCAAUGUCACCAUUCCCCAGCAGUGGUCUCAUGACGCCACCAGAACCACAAAGUCGUAAAAUAAAAGAACUUACAGCCCAAGAUGUAGCCGUGAUUGGCUCACCGCCUCAACCACCAGUAUUUCAUAAUGUCAAACCAGAUUCAACUCAGAAUUCACAGUCUUCAUCUGGCAAUGAAGCAGAUGAGGACUUUGUUAUGGUGCCAUCCAACUUACCAUCUGAUAUAUCUAGUGAAAGUGCAGCAUACAAAAAAUGCAGCUCACAUGUGGAUUUUCUUGGGGGAAGUCCACCUAGACUGUCAGCUACUCCACCUAAGUCAAGUAACAGUCCUACAGCACAACCUAUUCCAGUACCUACAGCAACAAUUCCAUCAACAACUAGAGCCUCAACUGUCUAUCAAACUAUUCCUGAAGAAAGAACGAGACAAGUCAAUGAACCAGUCCCAGUCCCUAGAUAUCAACCUUCACCCAGCUCACCUACUACACUUCCAGUACAUAAUUCUAGAAAAUCAUCUGCAUCAUCAGAGCCUAGAACACCUCCUGGCUCUAACAGUACCAAAAGAAUAUUGUCACCAACAUCCUCACCUCAGAGAGAAAUGUCAAGCAGGGGAUCAUCAUCAAGCCUUGGUAAGCCACCAUCACCAGUAGCAGGAUAUACAUGUAGACCAAUGUCAGCAUCUCCUCAGAGUUUACGAGGUGCCACUCCCCCUAGAGGUGCUACACCACCUACAUCUCUCAGUAAUACACCACCAAGAAAAUCUCACUAUGGUUCACCAAGAAGUUCGCCAUUAUUUUUUCCAAGUCCUGCAUCUUUGCCAAGUAUGCCUACUAUCAUGGGAUCACCUACUAAGAGACUCACUGUUGGAUUUGACACUGGAGGUCCUCAACCAGUAGGACCUGGGGCUACUGAUAUGAAUAGUCCUUCAACACCACUGAACAUGCCGUUUGCAACCCGGCCAAAAUCAUUACGAAUGGACACUAGUCCUACAGAGAAACAUCAACGCAGGAGGUCAUUUAACCAAGACACACAGCAAAUUGUGACUAAGAUACCACUUGCAAAAAGUGCAAGUUCUGGAAGACUUUCUGAUCAGCUAAUAAGGGCAGCCUUUGGUAAUAGCAACUUAGAGCCAACUUUAUUUGGUGGUUCACAACCUGCAGGUCUAUGCAUCGCUACAAGUCCACCAUCUCCUAUGUAUCCUAAUUUAAUAGGAUAUACAUCUAGAUCUCGUCAGAAUUCAUUUCAAGGUGAAGGGUCACCAACAAGUCAAGGUUCAGUCGUAUACAGUACUUCUCCUUCUAGUAUGGAAGGACCUAUUACGUUUAUUGCACCAGAAUUACCGGAGGAGACUCUCAUGGAGCCUGAACACAAUGAAAUACUAGAAAAGCUGACACAGCUGUUUGAAUUUGUAGAAGGCAUCAUGGAAGUUAUAAAAUCCAAAUCAUCUCCACUGGCAGAAUCACUCUACGCUAAACAAAAAGAAACUUUUUUAUAUGACGAAAUAUGUUCAUUCAGUGAUAGCCGAAGGCAAGCGGAACAGUUAGUGUUAUAUCUGAGAGCGUUACAGAUCUUAUCAAAUGCUUUAUGCCUAGCAAAGGAUGAAGUCAAAGCCAAACGAUUACAACCUUCAAAUGCAAUGAAAACUGUAACACAAAGUUUGAACAACAGAUACCGUGAAUGUCUUGCCAAAUGUAAGGAACUAAAGCUACAAGGUGUGCCUAGAUUAUCAGCGUCAGAGAUGGCUGAUAUCAAGGCUGAAAAGAUGAUGUAUGACUAUGCUAUAGAUCUCUGCCAAAAUGCUGCUUUAGAUGAACUUGUUGGAAACCCACAGGAGUGUACUCAUAGGUACCUCUAUGCAAGCGCACUUCUGAUGGGACUAUCAAUGAGUGUAAACAAUGACCAUGAUAAAGAUCGUCUAAUGAGAUAUCAUUCAUCUGUUCAAAAACGAUUAGUCUACUUGGAUAGACAGCAAUCUUCCUACAAUGGUUUAUGUUGCUGAAUGAACAAGGACUGAACUGACUCUUUGAAAUCUCGGAAAUGUGAACAAACCAGGUCAUAGUGUGGAUUGCUUCUGAAUAACUGAAUAAUUUGAUGAAACAAAGCAAUGAACAUCAAUAGUUAUGCAAUUCAAGGAUCUCAUCAAUGUGUGUUUAAUAUGUUAUUUGAUCAAUCUGUCAUACAGUCUGUUGGAUAACUUGCAGUGAUUUGCGAUAUUUACACUGUACCAUAUCAUUAUUGGUAUGAAGUCCUCCUAAAUGUUAUUUGACAUGGAAUUGGCUGUGAUCUACCUGGAGAAGUUUUUAAAAAAUCCCAUUGGAUAUUAUUUGUGUGACAUCAUUAAUAAAUUCUUGUCGAUAUGACUUCCAUUUAUGCAGUGCAUACAAAAAUGUAUAUCAUGCGCAGAUAGUAUUUACUAAGAAUGGAGGAACAUUUUUAAAUUAUAUUCCCAAAGGAAAAGACCUAAACUGAUUUGCAAAUGGACACUGCCACUAAUCGGUGCAACUGUAAAAAUUUUAUUUGAAGAAAAAAAAUAAUGUGUGGAUGAUAAGAAGAACAAUCUUCAUGCAGUAGACAUUUGCAUAGACCCUGUUUGACAGUCUUGACAUGGUUGCCAUCAAGUCUUGCUACUUACUUUAGCUAGACAUAUUUCUUUUUUACUUUGAAACAUUUUUAAUAUUAAAUUAGUUACUUUUAAUUGUAUAUACUUAUUAUAAAUAUUCACCGAAAAAUGUGUGUAUAGUUGGUUUUGAAUACUCGUUGCAUUCUUUGAGAGUGCUUUCCUUUUCCUGCAUGUAUCUACAAAUACUGGCAAACUGUUACAGCUCUUUGGUGCUAGAAAACACAGGGCACUCUCAGUAUAUGACAUUGAACUUUUGUCGUUUAGUUUGAAAUUGUCUGUGAUGUUGAAUGUUAACUUAAAAAGAGUAUUUAUUUAGGGCUUAAUGAAUAUAGACAAUUUGAUAAACGAUGCAGUACCUUGCCCAAUGCAUGAUAACCAUAGAAUAUUGGUUGUAUUGUAUAUAUUAUUUCUGAAAGUAUUACAAUAUUUGUCAUUUCUUUGUUAUCACUGCUGUCAGCAUUUCCCUGUGAGUUAAAAUGGCAGUUUUUUUUUUUAAGUGAAAAAGCGAUCAGAAUUAAAUGCAUAUUUUCAAGGUUUUGUCCAGCUAGAUGGAAUGAAGUACAAAUCACACCAUCUGGAUAUCGUUUGAAAUUGGUUGACCAGCAUUUCAGUGUAGAUGCUUCUUUGUUGCAUUUCUGUAAACCUUCAUUAUACACAGUAUUCUAAUUUACAAUAACUUCUUGUAUUUAUUCAGUUAUUUUGUUAAUUUAUUUAUUUUAUUUUUUUGUUUGCCUCUAAAAUCAAAGCUCUUGUGCUAGAUAAAUCAAAUAUUUUGAUUAUUUAUGCCACUCCAACUUUUAUUAAAUUAUAUAAAGUUGAUUAGUAGUGGGUAAAUAUGUUUAUUAAAAAAAACCUUAUUGAUCUUGAAUCAUCAAAACAUAAUUUGUAAUUUUGUCUUUGAGCCUUUUAUUUAAAAAAAAAAAUCAAUAGUAACUUACAUAAACAGCAAGUGAAAAGAUUGUGAUUGAAGGUAAUAUACACAAAAUAUUUCUGUAUGAAAUAAAUGUCCAGUGUCAUUGUGCACUGUAGUCGUAAAUGCAUUGUGGGUGAUUUAUACAAAUUAAUACCAUACAUGUAUUUGGAAGUAUACAAACUUGUGAAUAUAAUGAGCAGAAAUAUUUCCCAUUGCAUCACUUUGAGUUUAAUCAAAUAAAAGGUGCUUCCAGUUUGUAUAAUUUGUGAGACAAAAUAAAAAGCAAAAAGUACAAAAAUGAAACUCAGGUUGAUAAAGUAGUUGUCAUCUUCUUCUUUUUUUUUUAUUUAACUAUGUCCUACUUUUUGGUCUUCCUUGUGUUUCACUAGUAAAUGAUAAUUGUGUAUGUGAACAUACUUUCUCAUCAACUUGUUUAUAAGCAACAUCGGUUAUCAAAGGUAUAUUUUAGUUGCUGGGAUGCCCUGGGUCUCAGUGAUGCACAGUGCCAUUGGUGAAACUGACAUGGCACUUUUCACCAGGGACUGACAAAUUUACUGUCAAAAACAAACUUAUUUUAAGUUAGCAUUUCACUUGAAAUGUAUACUACUGCAAUUUAAUCAUUUUGUAAAGCAGUAUUUCUUAAAUAAAGCAUGCCUUUCAACCUAUUUGUAAAAUGUAAUGUAUGUUGUUUACAUAGAAAGUUGAUAUAAUUUAUAAAAAUGCUGUCGUGUUUUUUUUUUCUUUUUAAUUUAAUUUUCUAGUAUGUUGAGAACUACAAGUUUUGUGUAUUUAUAUUUAUGGAACUUUGUAUUCUACUUUUCUCUGGUGGAAAUAAAAUGCAUUGAACGUA